This is a messenger RNA of Capsicum annuum, 953 nucleotides long. Its product is annotated as 14-3-3 protein 3. The record is from RefSeq and is a predicted model, not a curated record. Gene Ontology annotation, biological process: signal transduction. Lineage: Eukaryota; Viridiplantae; Streptophyta; Magnoliopsida; Solanales; Solanaceae. Gene Ontology annotation, cellular component: cytoplasm.
CGUGAGGAGAACGUGUACAUGGCAAAGCUGGCGGAGCAAGCCGAAAGGUAUGAAGAAAUGGUGGACUUUAUGGAAAAGGUUUCGAAUUCUCUAGGUUCGGAAGAAUUAACUGUGGAAGAGAGAAAUCUUCUCUCCGUCGCCUAUAAAAACGUGAUCGGAGCGCGUAGAGCAUCGUGGCGUAUAAUUUCAUCGAUUGAGCAAAAGGAAGAGUCAAGAGGAAAUGAGGAACAUGUUAAUUCGAUUAAGGAAUACAGAUCUAAGAUUGAGAAUGAGUUGUCGAAGAUUUGUGAUGGAAUUCUCAAACUGCUUGAUUCUAAGCUUAUUCCCUCUGCUACAUCUGGUGAUUCUAAGGUAUUUUACCUGAAAAUGAAGGGUGAUUAUCAUCGCUAUUUGGCUGAGUUUAAGACUGGUGCUGAACGUAAAGAGGCUGCUGAGAGUACUCUCACUGCUUACAAAGCUGCUCAGGAUAUUGCAUCUGCUGAACUUGCCCCCACACAUCCCAUCCGACUUGGACUGGCUCUUAACUUCUCUGUGUUUUAUUAUGAGAUCUUGAAUUCUCCCGAUCGUGCUUGCAAUCUUGCCAAACAGGCCUUUGAUGAAGCAAUUGCUGAAUUGGACACAUUGGGAGAAGAGUCUUACAAGGACAGCACUUUGAUCAUGCAACUUCUUCGUGACAAUCUCACUCUCUGGACCUCCGAUAUGCAGGAUGAUGGGGCUGACGAAAUCAAGGAAGAUCCCAAACCUGAAGAAAAGAAUUGAGGGAAAUUGGAACCCUGUAAUUGCUUUUUUUCACUUCUCCCUGGUUGUUUUUAUUGGGAGAAGCUGAUUAUCAUAAUUUCUAGUAUUAUGGUUUUGCAUUAAGAGGUUUUCUUCUUAUUGGCAACAAACAGCUACUUUAAUAUUUGAUGUUUUAAAAGUUCCAUCUUUAAUUUAACGUGGUUCUGGAGGUUUAA